GUCCCUCCCCCGGGGCGGGGCCGCCCGCUGUGCUCCUGCCAGGUGCGUCUGGAGCCAGUCCACGACUCCGCCCCGACGGGAGGUGCUAGGCCGUGGCCGCCUAAGAACUCGCACGCAGUGUUGCCGGCCGGAGACGGGGUGGGGCUGCUGCCGGCGGCCUGGCGUUUCCUCUCCGCCCUCGGGAGCCGGUGCCAGCUCAGCGGAACCCCCUUCCUCGUUCUCCUCCUCCGGGUCGCCACCGGGGCCAUGAGGCGCUGUGCUGUGCUGGCGUCCUUCGCGCUGGGCUACGCGGGUUACCUGCUGCUGGGCGCGCUGAUCAUCUCGGCCGUCGAGCGGCCCUACGAGAGUCGCCUGCGGGCCGAGCUGCGGGAGCUCAAGGCCGCCUUCCUGCGCCAGAGUCCCUGCCUGUCCGAGGCCGCGCUGGAGCGCUUUCUGGCCGCGGUGCUGAACGCCAACCGCCACGGCGUGGCCCUCCUGCGCAACGGGUCGGCCGCCCCGUCCAACUGGGACUUCGCUUCCGCCUUCUUCUUCUCUAGCACUUUGAUCACUACCGUCGGCUAUGGCUACACCACCCCGCUCUCGGAUGCGGGGAAGGCCUUCUGCAUCUUCUACGCACUGCUGGGCGUCCCCUUCACCAUGCUGAUGCUGACGGCCACCGUGCAGCGCCUGGUGGCCACUUUGACCUGCGGGCCCCUGGAGUACCUGGCGCUGCGGUCGGGGUGCGGCCGGCGGGCCCUGUCCUGCGGGCACCUGCUGCUCCUGGCGCUGGCGGUGCUGGUGGCCUUUUUCUUGGUGCCUGCGGCCAUCUUCAGCAGCCUGGAGGCCUCCUGGAGCUACCUGGAUGCCUUCUACUUCUGCUUCAUCUCCCUCUGCACCAUCGGCCUCGGGGACUAUGUCCCUGGAGAGCAGCCCGGGCAGCGGCUCCGCCCCCUCUACAAGGUCUCCAUCACAGUGUAUCUCCUGCUGGGCCUCAUGGCCAUGCUCCUGCUGCUCCAGACCUUCCACAAGGCUGCAGACCUGCAUGGCCUCUCGGACCUGGUCUUGCUGCCCCGCGACCCGCCCCACGAGGACCACGAGCGCAUCCUGGAGCCCCAGGACCCCCCCUCGGAGCCCGGCCUGGCAGAGAAGGUGCCGGUGAACACGCAGCAGCAGCAGCAGCAGCAGCCUGGCUCUGGGGGGCAGGCAAACUACUCUUCCAUCAACAGAUAGCCCAAGGGCAGGGCCCCCUGGCUCCCGCUCGUGUCCGGGGUCUCUCUUCUCCCUCAUGAGGCUCCCUCCUGCCAGUUGGCUCUUCCGGCAGGGCAGCAGCAGCAGGAAGGGGAGGCUGCUGGCCGGUCUCUCUUCUGGGGCAGGGAAGCCCCUCUCGGUGUCGGUCAGCCGGACCCCGUCCAGCUCACAGGCCUGGACAAUCUGUGCUGAGAUCUCACUGGGUGCUGCCUGCAGGUUGCCAAACUCAGAAUUGGGAGGAGGGAAGGCGAGUCAAGUUGCAGCUCACCAUGAAGAGGAGGGUGUGUGAGCGGGGAGCAAGCCCUAGACAUUCCAGCUCAUGGGGGGGGGGUGCUGGGAGCAGCAGCCUCCCAUGACUGUGCCCACGGCCACUUGCCCGCCUGGGCUGCUGAGGGGGAGGGAGAAGCAGCCCCCCCCCAAUCCCCCAGGCCAAGGACCUCCCUGGCAGAGGUGCAAUCCUGCCCCCCCCCACGUGGCAUGGGCUGACACUGCUGCAUGUACCACUGAUGAAGUGUGGGGUGGUCUCUGCCACUCGGGCGCUUCAGCGUAGUGAUCGCCCCUUCCUUCCUUCCUUCCUUCCUGGGGGCAAGGAGUGCCUCUCUCCUCUGUCUGAAUCUCGGGCGCCACUCGCUUGGCUAGGUUUGAAAUGCCUAGGCACUGUUUGGAUUUUUUAAUAAAGUUACUGCCAGCUGC
Hemicordylus capensis (graceful crag lizard) is the source of this 1920-nucleotide messenger RNA. It is a transcript of the gene KCNK6, whose product is annotated as potassium two pore domain channel subfamily K member 6. Gene Ontology annotation, biological process: stabilization of membrane potential; potassium ion transmembrane transport. Gene Ontology annotation, cellular component: membrane. The transcript has 3 exons. The record is from RefSeq and is a predicted model, not a curated record. Gene Ontology annotation, molecular function: potassium ion leak channel activity. The coding region runs from base 247 to 1209 and encodes 320 amino acids. Lineage: Eukaryota; Metazoa; Chordata; Lepidosauria; Squamata; Cordylidae.